Molecule: messenger RNA, 6242 nt
Organism: Solea solea (common sole)
Lineage: Eukaryota; Metazoa; Chordata; Actinopteri; Pleuronectiformes; Soleidae
Gene: lamb1b
Product: laminin, beta 1b
Exons: 33
Coding region: 132-5468 (1778 amino acids)
Biological process (GO): substrate adhesion-dependent cell spreading; cell migration; basement membrane assembly
Cellular component (GO): laminin trimer
Molecular function (GO): extracellular matrix structural constituent; integrin binding
Source: RefSeq, a predicted model, not a curated record
UCUGACUUACACACUCACACACAUUCUCACACACUCUCACACACUGACACUGACACACACACACACACAUACUCUGAGCAGCAGGAGCCACAGACGCUGGUCGAGUCUUCAGAUCUCCACCGUUGGAGAAGAUGAUGGUCCUGGUGAUAGCAGCAGCUCUGGCUGUGUGCAGUGCGGUCACUGCUCAGGUGCCAGAGUUUGCAGAUGUUUGCACAGAGGGCAGCUGUUACCCGGCCACAGGUGACCUGCUGAUCGGCCGAGCUCACAAACUCAGCGUGUCGUCCACCUGCGGCCUCCGGGAGCCCGAGCGUUUCUGCAUCGUCGGACACCUGGAGGAGGACACACAAGCGAAAUGUUUCGUCUGCGACUCGAGGGACGCGUACGACGAGGACAACAACCCAGUGAGCCACACCGUCGAGAACUUGGUCACCACCUUCGCCCACAACCGCCUCAAAACCUGGUGGCAAUCGGAGAACGGUGUGGAGAACGUCACCAUCCAACUGGACCUGGAGGCCGAGUUCCAUUUCACUCAUCUGAUCAUGACCUUUAAGACGUUUCGUCCCGCUGCCAUGGUGAUCGAGCGCUCCAUGGACUUUGGGAAGACUUGGCAGGUUUAUCGCUACUUCGCGUACGACUGCGAGUCGUCGUUCCCGGGCGUGACCCCGGCCCCGAAGGCAAAAGUGGACGACAUCAUCUGCGACACACGCUAUUCUGACAUCGAGCCGUCCACAGAGGGCGAGGUGAUUUUUCGGGUUCUGGACCCGGUCUUUGAGAUCGACGACCCGUACAGCCUCAGGAUACAGAACAUGCUGAAGAUCACUAACCUGCGGGUGAAGUUCCUCAAGCUCCACACACUGGGCGACAACCUGCUGGACUCCCGCGACGAGGUGAAGGACAAGUACUACUACGCGCUCUUCGACAUGGUCGUCCGCGGAAACUGCUUCUGCUACGGCCACGCGUCCGAGUGCGCGCCCAUCGAAGGGGCCCCGACGGGAGCCGAGGGCAUGGUGCACGGCCGCUGCGUGUGCAACCACAACACCGAGGGACUGAACUGCGAACGCUGCCAGGACUUUUACAACGAUUUACCGUGGAGACCGGCAGAGGGACGCAGCUCUCACGCCUGCAAGAAGUGCGAGUGUAACCAUCACUCCGCCACGUGCCACUUCGACAUGGCCGUGUACAAGACGACGGGCAACGUGAGCGGCGGCGUGUGCGACGACUGCCGGCACAACACAGUGGGCCGACAGUGCGAGCAGUGUGCGCCGUUCUUCUACCAGCACCCCGAAAGAGACCUGAGGGACCCCAACGUGUGUGAACCGUGUAACUGUGACCCGACCGGGUCCCUGCAGGGUGGACUGUGUGACUCGAGAACCGACGUGGCACUGGGUCUGAUCUCAGGUCAGUGUCGCUGUAAAGCCCACGUGGAGGGCGAACGCUGUGACCACUGCAGACGAGGACACUACGGGCUGGGGGAGGGACCUGACGGCUGCCUGUCUUGUACGUGUAACCCGCUGGGAACUCUGCCGGGAGGAAACUCCUGCGACUCAAACUCAGGAAGGUGCUUCUGCAAACGCCUCGUGGACGGACACAACUGCGACGAGUGUCUGCCACAGCACUGGGGACUGUCCAAUGUCAUGGACGGCUGCAGACCAUGUGACUGUGACCAGGGCGGGGCUGUAAACAACAACUGUGACCCUCUCUCGGGACAGUGCGUGUGCAGGGACCACAUGUUCGGACGACGCUGCGAUCAGGUCGAGUCCGGCUUCUACUUCAUCGCGCUCGAUCACUACACGUACGAGGCCGAGGACGCCGAGCACGGACCCGGUGUGACGGUGGUGCAGAGGGCUUUUCCACUGGAUCGCAGUCCAACCUGGACCGGUAUGGGUUUCGUGAACGUGCCAGAAGGAGCCUUCUUAGAGUUCUUUAUCAACAACAUCCCAGACUCCAUGGACUAUGACAUCCUGAUCCGCUAUGAACCACAGCUGCCAGAGCAGUGGGAGGAGGUGAACAUCAGAGUCCUGCGUCCCGUCUACGUCCCUCCCAACUACUCCGGCCACUGCAGCAACUCCAUCCAGAGCGGAGACGAGCAGUUCAUCUCACUCUCACCAGGAUCCAGGCAUGUGCUGCUGCCGCGGUCGGUGUGUUUUGAGAAGGGACUGAACUACACGGUGCGUCUCAGUCUGCCCACGUACUCGUCAUACAGCGACGUCCAGAGCCCGUACACACUCAUCGACUCUUUGGUGCUGAUUCCAUACGUCAGGGAGAUGGACAUGUUUGGGAUCGACGGUGACGCAGCGUGGGAAACGUUCCAGCGCUACCGAUGUCUGGAGAACAGCCAGAGCGUCGUCAAGAGCCCCAUGACGGACAUCUGUAACGACUACAUCUUCAGCGUCUCCGCACUGCUGCACGACGGAGCCAUAGCAUGCCAGUGUGACCCUCAAGGUUCACUCAGCACUGUGUGCGAGGCAAGUGGAGGUCAGUGUAAUUGUCGGCCCAACGUUGCUGGCAGGAACUGUGACCACUGUUCCCCGGCGACGUACCACUUCGGCCCCGCCGGCUGCAGGCCUUGCGAGUGUGACCGUCAGGGAUCGGUCAGCACCCUCUGCCACGAGGUGACCGGCCAGUGUGAGUGUGUCCGCGGAGCCAUGGGUCGCCAGUGUUCCCACUGCCUGCCGGGUUUCUGGGGCUUCCCUCACUGCCGACCCUGCCACUGUAACGGUCACAGCGAGUACUGCCACCCUCAGACCGGAGAGUGCCAGGGCUGCAGGGACUUCACCACCGGUCAGCACUGCCAGAGGUGUUUGGAUGGUUACCACGGAGACCCAGAGCUGGGUUCAGGCAGCCACUGUCGCCCCUGUAUGUGCCCCGACGGGCCGGGCAGCGGACGGCAGUUUGCCGACAGCUGUUACCUUCUGUUGCACACGAGCCAGCUGGUGUGCGUGUGCAGCCCCGGCUACAAAGGUGUCAGGUGUGACGAGUGCACCCCGGGUUAUUUCGGGAACCCCCGGGUGCCCGGUGGGCGCUGCAUGCCCUGCCAGUGCCACAACAACAUCGACAUGCAAGACCCGGGGUCCUGCGACGCCCAGACGGGCACCUGUCUCAAAUGCCUGUACCACACUGAUGGCUAUGGGUGCCAGCACUGCAAACUGGGUUACUAUGGCAACGCUGCUACGCAGAGCUGCAGGAAGUGCAUGUGUUACUCAGAGGGAACCGUACCUCGGGCCUGUUCCUCGCCGGACGAGUGUCAGUGCGAUCAGCACACCGGUCAGUGUCCCUGUCAGCCCAACGUGGUCGGUCAGAACUGCGACCGCUGCGCUGCAGACACGUGGAACAUCAGCAGCGCGGCGGGCUGCGAGCGCUGCGACUGCGACCCCGUCCACUCCCUCAGCUCCUCCUGUAACGAGGUCACAGGACAGUGCACGUGCAAACCUGGCUUUGGUGGCAGGACGUGUCGCGAGUGCAGAGAACUGUUCUGGGGGAAUCCUGAGGUCAAAUGUCACGCGUGCGACUGCGAUCCCCGCGGCAUCUCCAGCGAACAGUGCCACCGAGUGACCGGCCACUGCACCUGCAGGGAGGGCGUGUCCGGCCCGCGCUGCGACGCGUGCGCCCGCGGCUACAGCGGCGAGUUCCCCGGCUGCGAGCCGUGCCACCGGUGCUUCGCCAACUGGGACGUGGUGGUCACCGAGCUGACCAACCAGACUCUGCGCUUGGAGGCCAAAGUCUCGGAGCUCCAGACCAGCGGCGUGACCGCGCCGUACAAGGAGUUGAUCGGCAGCCUGAAGAAAAACACGGAGGCCGUGAGGGAGAUCGUGGGGAGUAAUCCUGCCGCGGUGAAGCUGGAAGAGAUCCAGGAGCGGAUGAACCAGAUCAUUGGUCUGAUGUCCUACCUCAACGGGAAGCUGAACACGACCGAGGAGAACCUGGACCUGUUCCACGACGAAGCCAACUCCACCGACGUGAACCUGGACGCGCUCUCGGACGAGGUCCAGCAGCUGGAGCUCGGGGUCCGGGAGCUGAGACAGCAGGUGUCCGACGCCAAGAACGCCAACCUCCAGGGUGCCAUGGACACCAUCUCAGAUGCACACACUCUGUCUCUGACGGCGGAGCUCCGCGCUAACACGUCCACCAGCAGCCCCGGUAACACAGUGGAGCAGUCCGCCGCGGUACGGAAAGCCACGGAGGACAAACUGAGCGGCAGUCAGAAGGAGUUUGACCGUAAACACCAGAGGAACACGCAGAAGGUGAAGAAACUGUCCGAGGACCUGGACGCGUUCGACCUGUCGCCGCUCAGUGAGAAGACGUGUGGAGGUGCAGGUGAUGGCGACAACUGCUCCACCUGCGGCGGGCUGGGUUGCGUCAAAGAGGGCGGAGCUCCUCAGUGCGGAGGAGAAGACUGCAAAGGCCUCGUCACAACCUCCCACACCGCUCUGAAAUCAGCCAAAGAUCUGGACAAGGAGAUCGUAGAAGCGAUGCACGAGGUGGACAAGCUCUCCAGGAUGGUGUGGGACGCCAACGUCCGCGCCAACGAGGCCAAGGCGAACGCGAUGGAGGUGCUGGUCAAGUCCAACAAGAGCAAAGAGCGAGUGGAGCAGAGCAACGAGCAGUUGCGCAACCUCAUCAAAGAGAUACGAGAACUUCUCACCAAUGAGAAGGCCGAUGUCUCGGUGAUCGAGAUGGUGGCCAACGAGGUCAUGGCCCUGGAGAUGCCGACGUCCACGGGGAAGCUGCAGAACCUGACCAAGGAGAUCAAGGAGAAGGUGGGGACGCUGACCAGCGUGGAGGAGAUCCUGAGUCAGAGCUCCAACGACAUUGAGGUGGCGGAGGCGCUGCUGAAGCAGGCCAUGGCUGCCAGUGAACAGGCCACCGACAUGAAGGAGACGGCAGAGGUCGUGAAGGCGGCGCUGGACGAGACCGAGCGCGCUCAGACCAUCGCCAUGGACGCCAUCCAGCUGGCCCAGAACAACACCAAAGGAACACUGGACCUCCUGAUCUCUGUGGAGUCGGAGACGGCGCUGUCGGAGCUGAAGCUCGGAAACACCACAGGUCGCCUGGUUCAGCUGGAGAGGGAAGUCGGACUCCUGCGACAGAACCACCUGGAGGUGAACGGACUGGCAGAGACGGCCGAGUGGACCACGAACCAGGCCCGACUGGACGCAGAGGAGGCUCAGAAGGAGUUUGACGGGGAGGUGAAGGAUAAAUACGAGGAGGUGGAGGACCUGGUGGAGGAUAAAGGAGAGGCGGUGCUGCAGGCGAGGAGGAGAGCAGAUCAGCUGCAUCUGGAGGCCAAAGAGCUGCUAACUCAGAGCAGCGGAAAACUACACAGACUCACAGAGUUGGAGAGCGUCUACGAGCAUAACCAGCGCAUCCUGGAGGCCAAAGCUGCGGAGCUGGCCGAGCUGGAGCAAACUGUCCGCCGAAUGCUGGACGAGAUCAGUCACAAAGUGACUCUGUACAGCACCUGUCUGUGAUCAUGUGACGCCAAGGAACGCUAACGGGACCAAACGCACGCUUUAAAAGACUGUGUGUGAGAAACAGCAGCUUAAAGAGACAGUUCAGGUUUUUUUUUAAAAAGAUGGGGAUACAAUAGGAUGAGCUCCAUGUGCUGAGAAACUAGUUUUGUCUCAUUUUGUCAGCCGCUCAUUCUUCAAACACCAAAGUCCAUAGAGAAAAUAAGCGAUUUUACAUCACAGCACAGAGGAGAUCCACUGGGAUCCAUCAGUAAGUUCAAAUAUAUUAUUUUAUAAAGUUCGGUGUUUGAAUUCCUUUAUUUUGAUUCACUUAAGUAAAAUAAAAGAGAAUGAGGCAGCAGUAGAGCAGCAAUUCCAGUGAAUUGUGAGCUAAAAUCACUGAUUUUCUGAAUGGACUUUGGUGCAUGGAGUUAGUACGGUUCACUAAUUUAACUUUUAAGUUAGUAUUGACUUUUCAUGUCAUAGAACUUCACCUCAUAAAACCUGAACUAUCCCUUUAACAGUUCAUUAUAAAGGAUGUUUUAAAUCCGUUAAAAAACCAUUAAAGUAUUAAAAAUAAAAAAGUUCCAAAGAAAAACCACUGAAAGCCAAAGUGACCUCAGUGCGAGAGAUUAUUUAGCCACUUAAGCUACGACAAUCUGUGUAUUUAAACCUUUCAACGUGUGUCGUAACAUUUCUUAUGGAAAAACAAUAAAGUUUUAUAUAAAUGUAACAAACUCAAAGACAUGAAACUGAAUUAUGAACAAAUAAUAAAUGAAUUUUUGAAUUGGAAAA